AUGACCCACAAAAAUAAAUUCAUUUUAAAUGCUUUCUUACUGACUGUUCUAUUUUGCUCGUUACAAACAGCAUUAUGUGACACAUGGAAGGAACAGGAAACAUUGAAGAAGAUAAAAGAUGACUACCAUUGGGUCAUUGGACCAGCCUCGCCCUGCUCUAGAACGUGUGGAAGAGGUACAAAACUGUCCUAUUUUGAAUGUUGGCACAAGUCGAAGAAUAUUUCGGUAUCGUCGGUGUUGUGCUCCAAUUAUCCGAAACCCGAACCGGCUGUGUCGAGAUGCUUCGAGAAACCAUGCCAUUAUUCCAGACCAGCUGACCAGGAACCUUGCAAUGUCUUCAAAUGUCCGUACUGGCAAGUUGGAUCGUGGUCAAGUUGCUCCGAAUCAUGUGGAUAUGGCUACAGAAGAAGAACAGUCGCCUGCGUUACGAUAGCUGACGCCGACCAUCUACCGUGCAUUGAAGAUGGCAAACCACCUGCUAUGAAGUUGUGUCACAAGCACUGCGGCUCAGUUUUUGACAAACGAGAAGAUUCCAGUAGUAGCAGCAGUAGCAGCAGUAGCAGCAGUAGCAGCAAGGAUGUCGACGAAAACAUCAACAUCAUCGACUACAACCUGCACAGCAAGUACAAGAAACUACACAACAUCACCAAAAGGACUACAUGGACUUCUGAUUCUUCCGAUGGUUUCACCCCAACAAGUUUGUAUUACUCCGAUAGCAAGAGUGAAGUUGGCAACGAUGUCGGUCAGAAUAAAUCAACUGUCAAACAUGAAAUAUAUGAUGAGAAAGAUAAAAAUACUAACAUGAAUGAUGAAAACUCAAGCACCAGUUCGAAGACAACCUCCAAAACAACCACUACAACCGGUAAGAAACGCGAUGAAAGUAAAAAUACAUCGAUGGAGAAGUCGUUUGAUGGUAGCAUAGUAGACAAUCAUUCAACCAAACCAACAACUGAACUCCAAACAACGACAACAACAACAAACACACCAGAAUCUAAAAACUGGUGGAACUUAUGGGGUUCAUCUGAUGAAGAUGGAAAAGAUGAGGAAACUAACUUGGACACCACCUCCGCGAUAACAACUGAUUCAACUUUUGACGAGUUUUUCACAUUCAACGAUGGCAGUAGUAAAGACGAAAACGCGGAAGAAAAAAAUGAUAAAACAACGAAAUCAUCGCUUGCCUGUGGAUUUUUUGACGAUUGUGAAACGGAUGACGUUGUGGAUACAACUGCAGACAAACAAACAACAACAGACUCCAGUGAUCGAGUUACUCUUAACUGUGACUUCUGGGGAAAUUGCUUCACAGAGCCAACCAAUCCUGUCACCGAACCUCCAACAGUCAAGGAAAAAAUUGAAAGCGAAGACAAAAAUUUCUACGUUUUUGGUUCGGAUGAAAUUUUCACCACACACGCUUUGAAGUGGAAUAUCGAUAAUAAUGAUAAAACAGACAACGAAACCAUUCCGUUGAAAUUUCCCAAUGAGAAUCUAUGGAACAACCGAGACGUAGAAACUAAUUCAGUCAAAAAAAGUACCUGGUCCAGUGGCGAUGAUGACAAACGUAACGAUGAAGUUGGAAAGAAUAGGAAUGGUGAGGAGAUUGUUGGCGGCGAUGAGUCGGAAGAUGAUGCGUGGGGCUGGUUCAAACCGAAGAAAACAACUUCCAACAAAUUGACAACGACUACUGAUGACGGCAUUUUUCCAACUCCACUCAUUCCAACAGCUAAUGUUUUUAUACCACCAUCAUCAACAUCAACAACAACUACUACAACGACAUUAUCAACAGAAAGAUCAACGUCAACAACAACAACAACUUCAACUACAACAUCAUCACACACAACAACAACAUCCUCGACAACAACUACAACUACAAAAUCUUCAACAACAAGAGCGUCAACAACGACCACAUCGUCAUCACCAAUAUUGCUUUUAACAUUGCUAUCAUCGUCACCAUCUCCGGGUAUCGAUGAAAGCCGUGGAAAAACAAAAGAUGACACCAAGCGUUUCUCAACCCAAUCGAUCAAUCCUGUCCAGGACGAUUCCAUCAUCAAAUCCUACAAAUUCAUCCUGCUGACCGGAUCCUACGACGUCACCCUGGUCAUCUCUCAAUUCGAAACUUACGUGUACCUACCUCUCAACUCCUCCAUCAAGUUAUCGUGCGACAACGAUCCGAGUUUAACCGGCGAUGAAUACUUGUGGCUCAAGAACAACAGGUUCAUCACCAAGAACUCAAGCAUUGAACUGAGGAAUGUCACUUUAGCAUACUCCGGCAUCUACUUAUGCCUUAGAGGAUCCAACGUCUACAAAGUUGCUCUCAUGAUCGAUCACACAUCGAAACUCCAGUCACGUACGGAACAGAAAACUGAUUCGAACGUUAGUGAUGGCGCUCACGCACCUGAAAAAACCAAAACCCACCUCAUAAGACCCGACCAAAGUUAUUUGAAGAAGCACAAAAUACAUUAUGACGUCAUGCACACGUCACGCAAAUCCGGUCAUCGUCAUCACCAGCAGCACCACUAUUCGAUGCACAACGAAAAGAUCGUGUGCAAGUUGGCAAGCAGCAAGUACCUCAUCUACCUGGACACUUAUUAUUGCCAGCUGAAAUACGCCAACAUUUCCGAGUUCAUCGACAACGCAGCCUUCCAAUGGACCGGCCGUCCAUGGAGUGAGUGUUCCACAGAAAAAUGUACAGCUCUUGGGAUCAGUUCUAAACGACGAACUGUCGAAUGUACUAAUAGGCGGAAUGAACGAGUGGAUGAUCAGAUGUGCAAGCAACUUGGAACGUUUGUCGCCAUUCCGAAAGCUGAAGAACUCUGCUUCCAAAAGUUUUGCUUUCCAAGAUGGGUUCCUACUUCUGCUUACUCGCAGUGCAAACGCAGAUGCGACUACAACGAGGUAGUGCAGAAAAACGUUUCGUGCGUGUGGAAGAAGGAGGAGCCGGAAGUGUUGGAUGAGUCCCUCUGUGCCGGGAAGCCAAAGUCCAACACCAUACGAUGCUCCAUGCUGUGUGGUGUGGCUGAAAGAGCUGCUCUGAAGAAAGCUGAGAAAGAGAAAAAGAAAUGCGUGGAUCGUGUUGGUACAUGUGAGUUGGUGACGAAAGUCAUGUGCAACCAGCAGUCGGUCAAGACGAAGUGUUGCAAGUCAUGCUCUGUCCUCUUGCAAUUUUAAUGAAUAUUCAAUUCGGAAAGUUUCUUCGAUAAAAAUUAAUAAGAAAUGAAUAUAUUUUUAUUUGAUUUUAUGUGAAUUUAGAAAUAAAUACCAAUCUUUGCAUACAUUUAGAGUGUAUUUUAACGUACGCACUUAUACAUUUCAAUUUGACUUGCAUUGGAUUAUGCCAUGUUUUAGGAACUUAGAUUAUUUCACCAUUUUCCUCUUGUUAUAUCGCAUGUUGUUCAGCUUAAAAGUGUAACACGCACACACAUACACAGACGCACACACAUUCACGCAAACAAACAAAUAUAACUCAAUAAAACAUACAUAUUUUGCGAAACCUUAACCAUACGAUUGUUGAACAUUGAAUUAGUUGUUUUUUAAUAAAAAAAGUUUCCAAAACUUUAUUUGGU
Molecule: messenger RNA, 3557 nt
Organism: Helobdella robusta
Lineage: Eukaryota; Metazoa; Annelida; Clitellata; Rhynchobdellida; Glossiphoniidae
Exons: 9
Coding region: 1-3162 (1053 amino acids)
Biological process (GO): extracellular matrix organization
Cellular component (GO): extracellular matrix
Molecular function (GO): metalloendopeptidase activity
Source: RefSeq, a predicted model, not a curated record